Messenger RNA from Tetranychus urticae (two-spotted spider mite), 3948 nucleotides. RefSeq lists its product as uncharacterized. Gene Ontology annotation, biological process: superoxide metabolic process. Gene Ontology annotation, molecular function: copper ion binding. The record is from RefSeq and is a predicted model, not a curated record. Lineage: Eukaryota; Metazoa; Arthropoda; Arachnida; Trombidiformes; Tetranychidae.
CAACUUAUACAGUGAAUUUGAUUGAAAAUUAUGAAUACUAUAAUUUUAAGGCAAUUGAAUGGUCAAUAAUACUGAUUAAAUGACCAGAUAUUGAAUAGUAAUUGAAUAAAAUUGUUGUUAGAAGGUUAAAUUACUGGAAAGCUUUGAAAUAUCGAAGGAUCUCUGUAUUGUUGUACUUGAUCACGCUUCUCAUUCAGAUUGAAUUGGAUUAUGAUUUAACCCGAAUGCUUUGUAAGCAAUAAUAAUCUAUCGAUUAUCCCUUCCUUAUUCAUGGGUUGAAGCAAGGUAAAGUUGACAAUUAAAAACGAUAUCCAUUUGUGUGAAUCCUUUCACUUUAUGGUUAAAUCAAUUGUCUUUUUUUUGAAAACAAAAAGUGUGAAAACUGAAAUUAAAAUUGAAAAUCAGGUUAAUCGGAUUGAUGACAAUUAGGAUUGCCAUUUCAAUUGCAAAUACGUGAUAAUAGAAACUGUGAAUUAUGUGACAAAUUUUCCAGCCUCGGUGUGAUUUUGUUUUUGAAAACAAUAAACGGUAAUCAAAUGAAAUAAACAAAGGCCAUCUAAUAAACUUGAAAAAGGUGUAGUAAUGGUAGGCAUUUUGGGACCAACAGAUCAGUUUGCUCAUAGAAAUCAAAGAGAAAGCUUCAAAAUUGAUAAUCAGUGCCUUGUGUUAAAAGAUAUCAUCUUGUAAAAACCGUUAUAAGUCCUAGUUUAGUCAAGUUUGCUCAUCGGUUAACAUUUUGCUUCACUGUUAUAAAACUCUCUUAGCCAUGGCAGCAUUAACAACCCUUCAAUUCACUUUGAUUUGGAUUACUGUGGCAACUUUAACAGAUUACUAUGGCUCGGCGUCAUUUUGGCCUACUGGAUUUUACUCAAAUAAUCGAGAUACUUCUCCUACUUCAUCAGAUAAUUCACCAAGAGUUACUGGUAUUAAAUCAGUUUUGGAUCGGUCGACUUGGGUAACAUCAACAGCAACAAUUAAUCCUCCAUAUGCUCCACCAGCGCCUUCACAAAUACCAGUCUCUCCUAGUAUUGGCUCGCCCUCCACAUCUGUUUCUUCACCCUCUUCUUACUCACCUCCGUCCCGAUACAACCCACCGCCAUCAUCCACAUCUUAUUCGGGCAACUCUUACCCUGCGAGUGAUUGGCGAAGCUAUAAUCAAUAUCCAACUCGAAACACUUAUGACAGUAAUUUUCCGUCAGAUCCCUUAAAUAACCAACAAUAUACCAAUGCGAUGGUCAUCGAUUGUAAAUAUGCAUCAAUUUAUAGACCCAGUUCUUAUGGCUCAUACUCUGGUUCAUCAUCAGCAUCAGUACCACCUUUACCCUUGCUUCCACCUCCACCACCACCACAACAGCCAUCAUCCUCAUCUUCAUCAUCAUCGUAUUCACCAUCCUAUUCCCCGUCAUAUCCUCCACCUUAUUCCUCAUCCUAUCAACCAACUUAUUCCAGCUCUAGUGGAUCGACAGUGACUAGGCCAUCUCCAUAUCCUUACGAUGGCCCUCGUUAUUCUGGUUAUCCAUGUUUUAUUCCUCCAAUGAUUUCAUCUGAUUAUUCAACGUACCCAGCACCAUAUCAAUCGUUACCCUCAGCAUCCGAUGCCUCUCCAAUUUGGUCUCCACCGCCACCAUUUCCAAAUUAUCAACCAGUCCAAUCAUCACAAAUUUAUCCGAUAAUUAACCCAAUGGAUAGUGAUCCGUCUCGGAAAAGUUGGCCCGAUUCACCAUACUCUGAGCAAUCAUCACAAGAUCCUUCACUUGCGCAACAAUCAGCUAGUCCAAUACUUAAAUCAACCCGAGCCGUUGCUGAAUUGUCUGGUCCAUCUGGUGUAACAGGAACCAUUACUUUCAAACAAAUUGGAAACAAACCAGUUUCAAUUGAAGGUAAAAUAAUGGGCCUAGCUUCUGGUCCACAUGGUAUGCAUAUAUAUGAAAUGCCAUUUAUUGGUGGUGAUUGUGUGUCUGCCGGAGAUCAUUACAAUCCUCAGAAAACCGAACAUGGAGGCAAACAUGAUUGGAAUCGUCACAUUGGAGACUUAGGAAAUAUUCAUGCCGACUCUGAUGGAGUAGCUAAUUUUGAAUUUACCGAUCUAAUGAUCAGUUUGACUGGUGGAUACUCAAUUGUAAAUCGCACAAUAGGUAUUUCUGAGAAGGCUGAUGAUCUCGGUCGAGGAAACGAUCUUCAGAGUAAAAAAGAUGGAAAUGCUGGAUCUCCAAUUGCAUGUGGUAUCGUUCAUUUGAGUCCAGUAUGAAGAAUCGAUUCGAUUCCAGCUAUUAUUUGAUCAAAUGACGCAUAAAUUCGUUACUUUUAUUUUCUUUCUUUUCUACUUUAGUUAAAUAAAUUUUAUCAAAACUUUGAUCAAAUAAAAAAACUUGACCACUAAUAAACACUGAUAUUUAAAUUGAAUUAAAAUAGGUUAACCCUCAAAUGCCGUUGUAAUCCAAAGCUCGCUGAAAAAGUAUUGGGAAUCAAAUAUUACAGAAGAGAGAAACAAAAAAUUGCUAUUGGAUUGAUGAAAUAUAAUAAUGAUGAUUAUCAUGUUUGAUGGUUAAAAGGGUGAAGAGCAAAAGCAGUUAACCAGGUUAGGUUUUGCUUCAUUUGUUAUCAGUUUCUGGCUGCGAGACUUGAACAAAAAAGGGAUAAAAAUUUGAUGGUAACCAUGAAAUGUUUAAAGACACUUGAUAAUCAAGUUGAUCAUAAUGUUGCCUACACAAUCAACAAUGUUGACGCCGAGUGUAUUGACUUGUAAAGUCAACAUGAUUCAAUGUUAAACAACAUUUAAUAUACAAGGAGAUAACUGGAUGCUCAAAACACAAAAAAUGUUUACGAUCAUGUUAUUAACGAUGACUAUAAAUGAUGCUAAAAUGAACGAAACAAUUUAAUUCCUGUAAGCUUUUAUCUUUCCAUAUUAUCUAGUUUAAAAGCUGUAUUGAUUAGGUAAAGUAUAAUCAUGUCCAUAGUAACUGAAAAUCAAUGAAAAGAUAUGUAAAAACUGACCCUGAUAAUGAUGAUGAAGGGAAGAGAAAUGAUUCAUCUUUUUGGUCAUUUCAAUUGAAUGUAACCAAAAAGGUUUUUAAUGUAAAAAAUAAACUCAUUGAAACAUAAUACAAGAGUAAUUUUUUUAAUAACUGUCAUUGUCAAAAUUGAGAUCAAACAGAUUGAGAUUGAAUCGUUUUAUGUUAAUCAAGUAAACGAUUUAAUAUUAAAUUUAGUUUCUAGAUCAUUAUGGAUGAUGAUGAUGAUGAUGGAGUUUAUGAUGAUGAUGAUGAAAAAAAAGGUUAUCUUCAUGUCCAUUUUGGGUAAAUACAUUGAAGACAUUAUUGUAUGUUUGAUCGUAAUCAUUAAUGAGUUGACGCAAAACAAAUACAACAGACGAAGCUAAUCACGGUAUGAAAACUUCCGCAAUUAAAAUUGUCGUCUUUUUUUUACCGCUGCCUUGUAAUAGUCAAUAUAAUAAUGAUGAACAAACCAUAAUUUAACUCAAUUGUUACCGUUACUGGCACGCGAUUUUUGUCUUUCAUUUUUUCUCUCUUUUCUCUCUUCACCAUCAUUAUCAUGAUUGCUAUUUUUAAUCAACUCCUACAGUACUUGAUCUAUUUGCCUUUUGUUGACAUCAUUUUUCAUUAACGUUCCAUCAACUGUAUCUAAAUUGAAACGUUGAUUAACUGAUUGUCAUCAAAGUGUUAGAAGAAGAAGAGAGAAAAAAGGACAAAAAUUCUGACCUGUCGAUGUCCCUACAUUCAACCUUUUAUGAAUCCUAAAAUUGUCAACAUGAAACAGUAAUUUUUAACAUCAACAUGAGCAUCAACUCAUCUCAACAGAACUCCAAUUGAAAGAGUAAAUAAGAAGUUAUCCUGAAAAAAGCAAUAAAAUGAAAGGAAAAAAGCUCAAUCAAUAGCAAUUGUUUGAUUGCAAUUGAUGGUAAAACAAGUUUUUUUAAUGAAUAUGAAA